Nerophis lumbriciformis (worm pipefish) is the source of this 399-nucleotide messenger RNA. The record is from RefSeq and is a predicted model, not a curated record. Lineage: Eukaryota; Metazoa; Chordata; Actinopteri; Syngnathiformes; Syngnathidae.
AUGGCAGCAGAAGAAGUCAAAUACUUUAGGCUGGACGACAUCAGCAAGCAGAACUCCUUCAAAUCCACCUGGAUUAUGAUACGACACAAGGUCUACGACGUGACCAGGUUCCUCGAGGAGCACCCGGGCGGCGAGGAAGUCCUGAGGGAGCACGCUGGCGCCGACGCCACCGAGAGCUUCGAGGACGUGGGCCACUCCAGCGACGCCCGCCGAGUCGCCGCUCAAAUGCUCAUUGGAGAGCUGCACCCGGACGACAGAGACAAAAUCACCAAGCCUGCGGAGAGUCUGGCCACCGUGUUGGAGGAGGAGCCCAGCUGGCGGCCCGGCUGGUCGAUCCUGGCGGCGGCCGCAGCCGCUGCAGUCACGCUGAUGUAUCGCGUGUACGUGGGCGAUCCCUGA